Messenger RNA from Drosophila takahashii, 1217 nucleotides. RefSeq lists its product as uncharacterized. The record is from RefSeq and is a predicted model, not a curated record. NCBI's taxonomy places the organism in Eukaryota, Metazoa, Arthropoda, Insecta, Diptera, Drosophilidae.
AAUAACCAGAAAAGUCCACAUUAAAACACAAGUUAAAUUAAAUUAGAAAAAUUAUUUUAAAAUAUUUUUAAACAAUGCCCGCCCACGUGGACUUGACCCUGGAGGAGAUGACCAGGAUUGCCCUGGGUGUUCCCGAAUUAACCCAUGUAAAUGUGGCUGUUUUACAUAGCCUUCUGAAUGUGCUGCUCAAGAAGCUCGACUGCCAGCAGGAUGUGGUGCGCAUCAGCGGCUUCGAGGGCAAGUGCAUGGAACGCAUCCUCGAGCAGUCCAAGAUCUCGCCCCUGCCCUUCGAUGUGGAGGCAGUGAAGCCCAUUUCCGAGCAACUGGACAAGGUGCAGGAGCUGGAGCAGCGCAUCAAGCAGCUGGAGUGCCAGUUGGAGUGCCACUUCCAGCAGAUUCGCAUCUGCAACCGGGCCAAGGACAAGAAGUACAAGAGCCACCAGGCCGAACAGUAUGCCUCGCCGUGCGAGGAUCUCUGCACCGUUUGCGACGAGGACAACAAGGUGGCCUGCAGUCUGCUGGCCAACAUGGACUUCAUGAAGAAGCUGAUGCGCCGCAUAGCCACCCCGAUUUUGAGUCAAAUGGAGGAGGUUAGCCAGAAGCUGGAGAGGUUCUACAUCACCCUACAGUCGUUCCUCAAGCAAACCGAGGCUCUGUUUAAGCGCCUGGAAAUAGUCAAGCAGUGUGUGGUGGAGAUCGAGAAUCUGAGAUCUUUGGUUCAGGAAUACAAUCUUACUUUUUUGGGCACCAUGGAGGAGCUGCAGGACAUGCUGGACAGCAAAUUGGAUAAGGUGCACAUGCCGGCUCUGAAGAAAUACAUUCGCGAUCGCUUCGAUGAUAUCGAUCGGCGUUUGAGAUUGAUCGAGGAGAAGGAUGCCUGUCCCAGAGCAGCUGGUUUUAUCAACAAUGGACUAUGCUGCCUAUCCUGUAAUAAUCCCAAUGUGGGUGUCGAAGUUGGUCCCCACAUAAUGGGUGUUUUCCCCGAUGCCCCCGUGAGGAAUAUGCCACUUUUGCCCACCGGUCCACCUGUGAAUUGCCAGAAGACUGUGGUCUGUAGUUCGGUGGAAAAGGAGCCCACUCUAAUGGUGCGGGUCAACAAUCUGGAUCUGAAUGUCCUCGCCCAUCGAUUGAAUCGUCCUGCCUCUGGUAAAGUCUGCAAACUGCCCGAAGCCAAUGAUGCCAUCUACGGAGUUCGUGGUUCUUGUGUUUCCGGUUAG